Python bivittatus (Burmese python) is the source of this 6344-nucleotide messenger RNA. RefSeq names its product kinesin family member 14 (gene KIF14). The record is from RefSeq and is a predicted model, not a curated record. Lineage: Eukaryota; Metazoa; Chordata; Lepidosauria; Squamata; Pythonidae. Gene Ontology annotation, molecular function: ATP binding; microtubule motor activity; microtubule binding. Gene Ontology annotation, biological process: microtubule-based movement.
UUCAGCUUUAAUGUCUACCUUUUCUAUUCCUAAGAAAAGCCACAUUAGUGAGCUUGGUGGGUCUUCACAAGAAAAGCCCCCAGAAAGUGUCUAUUCGGUACUUGGGCUUGGACAACAAUUAAAACCCCAUGUAUUAGGGUAUGAGAGAACCAAUUCACUCUCACACUCUUUGAAUAAGACUAAAGAAAUAAACAGGACCUAUGUAGUUUCUGCCUGUAACAAACUGUCCAAUGCUUUACCUGCACAUACAUCAGAAGUCAAGUUGACUCUCCAAAGAUCAGCAACAAGCAAAGGAGAAUCCAGUACGGAUAAAAUUCAUGGCAGUGAUAGUACACUACCAGAAGGAAGAUUAACCCUACAGCGCCGGAUGGUAACUGGGUCAACUGAGAAGUCUAAGACCAAUAAUAUUUAUGGAGCUAGAACAGAAAAUGCCAGGUACCUGCCACAGAAAAGUAAUAAUGCUCCAUUUCCAUCCAAAGCUAACAGCAGUGAUAUUUCACUUAUUAAGGCUGGUCUUAAAGGUAGCAUGGCUGGAAAGACAAAUCCUGAUACAAAAACUGAUUUGCUUUCUAAACAUAGCAGUAAUGUUACUGGGAAUGUCACACGUUUAAAGCCCAGGACACCUGAUGCUGCCCCUUCUCAAAAUCAAAACGAGAUUUCUCCAUUAUUAUGCUUAACCAACGCAAAACGUGAUGGUAAGCCAUCAGCAUUAAAACCAGACAGAAAGUUCAGUAAACUAAGUGGAACCGAAAGUUGGCAAAAUAAUGCUACUAAAAAUGUAUAUUUAGAAAGACAGAAGACACCAAGGAAAGAUACAGCAGAAGCCCUUAAAUUGAAUGCCCAGUAUGCUUCUGUUCAAUACUCCAAGAGUCCUGCUGCCUCCGUCUUAAAAAAUAGGAUGCCUUCUCUUCAAAUCUCACAAAAGGACAGCAGCUCUGCAUUCACUCCAACAGGUAAAAUGGGGAAGAUAAAAGAAAAUACCACAUAUAUUCAACAAACUACUUCAGUUAAAGAAGACAGUGUAAAGCAGAAUGGGUGCACUAAAGACAAUCCUUUUAAAAUAGAAAAUAGUAAAGUGACUGUGGCUGUGAGAGUACGUCCCUUUAGUUUCAGAGACAAAAAUGAAGAAUCAGUUCAAGUGGUUUCUAUGGAAGGGCAAGAGACUGUUGUUCAUCAUCCAUCUACAAAACAAAUGUAUAGUUUCACCUUUGACUUUUCAUUCUGGUCUUUUGAUAAGCGUCAUAACUAUGCAAACCAAGAAAAAAUAUACCAGUCCUUGGCAAUGCCUCUUCUAGAAACGGCCUUUGAAGGAUACAAUGCUUGCCUUUUUGCAUAUGGACAGACUGGUUCUGGAAAAUCUUAUACCAUGAUGGGAUUUGAUGAUGAUGAACGAGGAAUAAUACCAAGAUUCUGUCAAGAUCUUUUUUAUCAAAUAGCAGAAAAAGAAGCACAACAGACUGCUUAUCAUCUUGAAAUCAGCUAUUUUGAAGUGUACAAUGAAAAAAUUCAUGAUUUGCUUAUCUUCAGAGCUGAAAAUGGAGAGAAGAAGCAACCUCUUCGUGUAAGAGAACAUCCAGUCUUCGGACCUUACGUGGAGGACCUGACAGCGAAUGCUGUUAGUUCUUACUCAGAUAUCCAGAAUUGGCUCCAGCUAGGUAAUAAACAUAGAGCCACUGCUGCCACUGGCAUGAAUGACAAGAGUUCUCGAUCUCACUCUGUUUUCACGCUGGUGAUGACACAAACAAAGACAGAUAUCGUGGAAAAGAAAGAACAUGAACAUAGAAUCAUUAGUCGUGUUAAUCUAAUAGACCUUGCAGGAAGUGAACGCUGCUCUACAUGUCAGACCACUGGAGAAAGACUGAAGGAAGGAGUAAGCAUAAACAAAUCCUUGUUAACUCUGGGGAAAGUUAUUUCUGCAUUAUCUGAGCAGAAUCAGAGCAGGAAGAAGGUAUUUGUUCCAUACCGUGAAUCUGUUCUUACAUGGCUGUUGAAGGAAAGUCUUGGUGGAAAUUCAAAAACUGCUAUGAUCGCCACAAUCAGCCCUGCUGCCAGCAAUGUAGAAGAAACACUCAGUACUCUUCGAUAUGCUAAGCAAGCUUGUUUCAUAAUCAACACUGCCAAAGUGAAUGAAGAUAUGAAUAUGAAAUUAAUUCAAGAAUUGAAAGCUGAGAUUGAGAAACUGAAAUUGGCUCAGAAGAAUACUCAGAAUGUUGACCCUGAAAAGCAAAGACUUUACGUGCAAGAAAUUACAUCGUUAAGAAUGAAGCUACACCAUCAGGAGCGGGAGAUGGCUGAGAUGCAAAGGGCCUGGAAAGAAAAACUUGAACAAGUAGAAAAGAAGAAGUUUGAAGAAACAGUGGAAUUACAGAAAGCUGGCAUUACAUUCAAGGUGGAUAACAGCUUGCCUAAUUUGGUUAAUCUUAAUGAAGAUCCUCAACUGUCUGAGAUGUUAUUGUACAUGAUUAAGGAAGGAGAAACUACUGUUGGGAAAUGCAAACCAAAUUCAUGUCAUGAUAUUCAGCUGUCUGGCAUCUUAAUCGCUGAUGACCACUGUGUUAUCAGACAUAAGGGUGGCAUUGUGAGUAUUGUUCCUGUUGGAGAAGCAAAGACAUAUGUUAAUGGGGAAUGCAUUUCAGGAGCUACACUUCUACAUCAUGGUGAUCGUAUCAUUCUUGGAGGAGAUCAUUAUUUCCGGUUUAAUCAUCCAGCUGAAGUUCAGAAAGUAAAGAGUUUGUCUCGUGGGACUUCAUUUCCUGAGGAUGGUCCAAAGGACUUCGAAUUUGCAAAAAAUGAAUUGCUGGCUGCACAAAGGGCUCAGCUUGAAUUAGAAAUAGAAGAAGCACGGCUGAAAGCUAAGGAAGAAAUGAUGCAAGGGAUCCAACUUGCAAAAGAAAUGGCUCAAGAAAAACUUAGUGCUCAGCAACAAAGUUAUGAGACCCAGAUAAAAUCAUUAGAAGCGCAACUGGAAGAGGAAUCGCAUAGGAAACAAUUACAGGAAAUGAAUAGUCAGAUGGCUGCAAACAAAAUUGAGGAACUGGAGAAAGCAAAGCGAGGCCUUGAGCUAGAAGUAAACUUCAACAAGAAGCGACUGGAAAUAGAAACACUGGCUGCCAGAAAGGUUUUAGAAGAUCACACGGUUCAUCAUGCCAAGAUUCUUGAAGCUCUGGAGGCUGAGAAGCAGAAAAUUGCUCAAGAAGUGGAAAUUCUUCAGCAGAGUCAGGGAAAUAGGAAUAAAGAGCCAAACUGGGAUUCUUUGAAACUAUCUGUGAUGCUCAGAGAGGCCAACACAAUCAGCAGUAAACUUGACAAGCACACUGUUUUUUGUAGACAUGAUGUAAUGGCUAAAGAAAAUGGCCUUCAAGUACAGGUCCGUAACAUCAGGCUGGGUGUUGCAACUUUCUGGAGCCUUGAGAAAUUUGAAGACAAGCUGGCUGCAAUGAAAGAAGUGUAUGAGAUGAACAGCACUGAGGAAGCUGAUGAGAUUUUUUAUGAUCCCACUGAUCAGUGGGAACCUGAUUUUUCAAAUGCAUCCAGAUGUUCCAUUUCUACAAGGAGGAGAAGUAGAAGUUUGAGAAAGAGCAAGCGAAUCUCUGGGUGUUUGUCUGGGAUAAAGAUGAAAUUGCACAAUUCAGAUGUAUCAGGGGCAACUGAUACAUUGGCCAGUCUGAUCUCAGAUCCUACCGAAUCAUUUGUACCAGGCAUUUGUAAGGAACUGAUAAGUUCAGCUUUGGAUGUGCUGGGACAGGUUCAUGAAGAAGAAAGCAUGGCACAAAGUCUUUUAAAAACUUUGAUUACAAUAUAUACUAGAGUCACAGCUAUGACAAAAGCGUAUGAACAAGCUGAAGAAAAUCCAGAGAACUUUUUCACUGUUGAUCAAGCUGCUCAAUCCUGCAGCAUUGCAAUUACAUCAGCUUUCCAACAGCUCGUUGUUCUGACUAAUCAGUGGCUGAACAAUUUCCAAAAAAAUGAUGAAUUUGUAAAAAAAUUUGAUGAACUAAGGGAAGAUGUAAAACAUUUGGGAGGAUAUCUGCAAUUGCUCUUCCAGGGUGGCUGUGCAGACUUGUCAUCAGUAGUAGCAGAGGCACAGAAGAAAAUAAUGCAAAUAUUGAAACACCUUGCUAAAUACAUAGGACAUUUGGCAGCAGUGACUGGCUCAGAUCUAUGUUUUACAACUGAAAAUAGAGGUGAUGAAAGCAAUGCAAAGAAACAGUUCGUACCAGAUAUCUGUGACGGAAUAGACUCAGGACUGAGGCACCUUUUAGAUUACAUACAGAAAACGUGCAGGACAAUGCAGAACGAACUCUCAAAAUGGUACCCACAGAAUGAGGUUCAGAAUCAAAUGAAGAAUAAAGCAACUGAAUUGGCUAAAUACCUUGAAGAGAUUGUGUCUGAGUGUAAAAAAAAUGAAGUAGCAAAUCUAUUAAGAGAAGAAGAAUCUGUUGACCAAGAGUUAAAGAAGGCACAUGAUAAAGCUACUGAAUUCUUGGAAUUACAUUAUUGCUUAGAUCAAGUUUACCAGAUGAUUAUUCAUUCAUUACAAGGUGCGUAUGGAAGCAAAAGUCCAUUCAGAUUUCUUAUUAAGAAGAUCUGCACCCUAACUGGGAAUUUCAAAGCUCUCUGCCGGCCACCUACUUUGCCUGUUAGCUCAACAGACCGUCCUCUUCAUGAAAUCCCCCAAGUUGUGAACCAGGAUGAGUUGAACUCUGUAGCACAGUCACUCAUUAUAAGUUUUGAACUUGAACAGGGACAAAAUUCAUUCCACCUUCAGGAUGGCUGUAUGCCUAACGCUCAGUCUCAAGAAAAACAACUUGCAAGAGGUGAACCUACAAACUUGGAGAAGCGGAAAACAGUUCCAAAAAGGGAGUAUAAACUUUGGUCUACCUCUGAAAACUUAGGGGAAACUUUACAUUGGGUAUAAAUUAUACAUUUAACUUGGGAUGGUAUAUGAAUUGAUUGUGGAUAAAUUAUUGCUUUACGUUUGGGAUUGAUCAGGAAGCAGUAUUUAUGUACUAUAAAGAUACUAUUUUUUGCUGUAAUGGUGUCACAAAUGAGUAUCUCAGGAGAACUAAAAUUCAACUUACAGCUAGUUCAUAUGCUGGCCACCCAAGACUGCUUUUCUGGGGGGUGCAGAAGCAAAUGCGUGUGCUUCUCCCUACAAUGCAUGUAAGGUACUGUAUGAACCAAUAGGUUUGUGCAGAUUUAAUUUUUCUCACUAAAUGGGAAAAUGCCAUGGAAAGGGGGUUUGGUCCACAAAUGUACAGACUGGUCUUGUUUUACUGCAGAUGAAAUUUGGAUAGAAAAACCUACUGUUCAAAAUUAAAUUCAUUCUGCAGGAAUACAGUAAAUUCAUUUUAAGGCCCUGAGCUCAUAUUAGAAAAGACAUAUUAUUUAACUGAACACGGGUCUUGGAUUUAUGAAUGUUUAAUGAGCUAGAGUUAUUUUAUUUACUGCUUAUAACUAGGCCAACUAUAUUCAAAAGGAUUAUUUUCCCCCCGUUUCUUUGGAAAAUGAGGGCAUUGUUAUUUAGAUUAGUGUUGUACCAUUUGCUAUUAAUGAGAAAGGAAUAUGCGGUCUUAUUUUGCAGCUAGUGUUUCCUUGACAGAAUACUGAGUGUAGUAUACAGGGAAGGGACUCGGGUGCAGUAUGUGGGAAACACACAUAAGUUUUCCCAUUUAGUAGUGAUUUCUCAACCCCACAAUGUCUGGAGGUUGCCUCAACCUUUAGCCAUGGUUUUAAAAAGCUUUUUGAAAAUUGCUUUAAAAAGGGAGAUGGAAAGCUUAUACAUAGCAUUCUGGAUCCCAGGUGAAAUGUGGGGUAAAUUUGGUGUGAUAGUACAGUCAUUUAAACACUUCCACACACAUUUUUGUCAUCUCAGGGACUAAUAUAUUUUUUUUUAAUCCAGAGGGAGAUAGUUUCUGAGUAUGGUUGCUUCCCUCAACUGGCUUUAUUUUAUAGUGUAUAUACAUAAGUUUGAAAGCAAGAGGCAUGCUGUUUUAAUUCAGUUACACUCUGUUAAAGAAUCAAGGGUUCAUCAUCAGCUGAAGACCUUAAAUGAUUCUUGUCCUGACAUAAACUAUUUUAAUGUUUGGGAAGUAAAAAUCUAUUUCUUAAAACAAAAGUAAAAAUUUUGCUUUCACACUGGGGAAAGAAAUUGCCAGAUUUGAUUGAAGCUUGACUGUGUAAUUGUGUUCAUAAUCAUGUCCUGUCUAUGUUUUCUCAAGCACUUGCACAUAUAUAUGUAAAAUGCCUGUAACAUUAAAGCUGAAUUAUAAAAUUUUUACAUGCAGUCAGAAUUUAUAGGAGUAAAAAAGUGUUUUCUUUAUAACUUAACCGUCUUAGUAGGU